Paramisgurnus dabryanus is the source of this 2190-nucleotide messenger RNA. The record is from RefSeq and is a predicted model, not a curated record. Lineage: Eukaryota; Metazoa; Chordata; Actinopteri; Cypriniformes; Cobitidae.
UAUAUAUACACACCAGCAGUGUUGAUUUAACACUAGGGAUUUUGCUGUGAACACUAAACCAUUUCUUAAAAUAUCUUCUUUUGUGUACCACAGAAGAAAGUCAAUUAGGCUACAUGUUUUAAACAACACAAGCGUCAUUAACCCUUUAAAACAUAUAUUAAACUUUUGCUGGCUGAUUAUCUUGCAACAUUAACACAAGUUUUUUUUCCUCUUUUAGAUUGACUGCAAUGCAGUCAAUAGUAUGUCAGAUGAACAGCUUUUGAGAAUUGUCCCCAGAUUUGGAGACCGGAUAGCAAUAAGACAGUACUGCAAAAGAGAAGUAGCUGCAUUAGAAGGAAACAGCACUACAUUGUCUAAAGCCACAGAAAACCUCAUGUCAAAAUUGCAAGAAAAGCGGGCCUUCAAGAGAAAGCAUGGUGAUAAUCGUUCAGAAAAACUCAGUGGAAACUCAAAUGCCCAAAAAACAGAGCGAAGUUACCAAAUGGGACUGUUUGAAGAGAUCCGUGGCUCCUUUAUCCAGAUCAAAGAAAAGCGUGGUGGUGGAACCAGGCAUCUAAAAUCUUUGAAGAGUGCUACCAUGGCAGAACUGUUAGAGUGUGGCAAGGAGCUGUUCUUUCCAAAUGGGAAAAAUAAACUAGGAGAUAUAACUGAAUUUGAGUUGAAAUUGAGAGACUUCACAGAAGAAGAACUACACCCGCAGACAACAUUAGGUGAACAAUAUGAACUGAGGAAGGUAAAGAUGCUGAGACUGUAUCUAUCUUGCAAGAGGAUAGACACAACUCCAAGUACAAGCAAAAACACAGUAGAUGAAUUUGCAGCUGAACAAGGUCCUUCUACAUCUGCUGAGGCAUGUGAAUGUGAGGAAGAACUUGUUGUCAUAACUGAGAACAACAGUUCCAUAACUGAUUCACCUUUGUUGUCGGACAACAGUGUAAUGUUGAUUGAACCAGGGACUAUGAAUGUAAUACAAAGCUCAAUUUUAGUUGAUGAAGAAAUUCAGUUUGGAUAUGCAGUUUUAGAAGACGGUAUGCUUGAUGACACUCUACCAAUGGACCCCACUGAAAUAGUGCAAGACAAGUUACAAACCACAAAGUUAAGACUUCGCAGGGGAAACAUUUUCCAAGAUCUUAAUGGAGCUUUUACGGAUGGCUUAGUAUCUGUCAAUGAUUGUCUUGUAGAAAUUGAGAUGGUCCUACCUAAUGGUAGCACAGAGAAAGGAGAAGACAAUGGUGGAAUUUUUAGAGAUGCAUUGAGUGAGUAUUGGGGUACAUUUAUCAUGAAAUGUACAUCAACACACUAAAAGUACCCAUGACAAGGCAUGAUAUGAAAGAUGAAUGGGAAAAUGUAGCUAAAGUGAUGGUUCUUGGUUAUAACACUGUCCAAUACUUUCCCAUUGUGCUGGCCAAGCCUUUUCUGUGUUAUUGUCUUGGACUUAACAUUGAGGAGGAUGAGCUCUUUACAGCCUUUCUGGAGAUAGUUUCUCCAGAGGAAAAGCAGCUUGUUGAAGAAGCAAUGAGAGACUUUACAUCUGUCUCUGAAAGAGAAGAAUGGGUUGAAUUCUUGGAAGCUCAUGAUGUGAAACUUUUUAUCACUGAGAAUAAUGUCAAGCAGAUCUUACUUGAUGUCGCACACAAAGAAAUUGUGCAAGAUCCAGCUUACAUAGCAGAAUGUUGGAGUCUGGUGUUAAAAAAACUAAAGCUACCUCCAGGGGGACUAAAUGAAUUGAUGAUGAGCCUCACUCCAACAGCAAGAAAAGUUAUAGGCAUAUUACAACAUGAAACACUCAAUAACAGAGAAUGCCAGAUUAUGGAUUAUCUAAAGAGGUUCAUCAAGCACUGUAGUGAUGUUCGGCUCAGGAAAUUUCUGCGUUUCUGCACAGGAGCUGACCUCCUUGUUGCAAGGUUUAUUCAUGUCCGAUUUGUGCAGCCACAAAGUUCCUUCACAAGAUCUCCCCAGUCCCACACCUGUGGAUGUGUGUUAGAAGUUCCAAACAAUUAUACUUCAUACCCUGAGCUUGCAGAGGAGUUCAUAAAUAUCCUUGAUGCAAACAUAUGGGUGAUGGAUAUUGUGUAAAGGUGAUCAGACAGUAUGUGCAGCAGGAUAUGACUGUUUCUUUGUCUCAUUCACAGUCUCCAUCUCACACUCAGUUUCCUGACAUAAACGUAUUUUUGUUGUUAUUUUUGUUAUCCU